AUGAGCGAAACGUUGCUCGUGUUGCCCGGGCCCCAGGCCUUGUCUCCCUUCCGUGUCUCGGCGCUCGUGCUGGAGAUCGAAGCCAAAGCGCCGGCGAAAGUGGCGCUGGUGGCGCUGGUGUACGUCCAUUACCUCGCCCUGAAGCAGCCGUUGCUGGACCGCCAGCGGCAAUUGGUCGACGUGUUGUUGCAGUACGAUACCCCCGCCACCGACAGCGACGCCCCCCUCGUCCAAAACGUGGCCAAGGACUUUGGUGGCGAAAACAACACCUACUUGAUCCGCAUCAUCCCCCGUCCUGGCACCAUUUCUCCUUGGUCGCUGAAGGCGACGGAUAUCGCCCACAUCUGUGGUCUUUCUGAAACCGUGGACCGGAUUGAGAGAGGGUUGGCUCUCUUGAUCGAAACUGACGCCCCCGUCGACUUCGCUUCCGGCGAGCUUUUGACUUCGGUGUUUGACCGUAUGACUCAGCUGAUCUACGUCAACAAGGCGCCUAACCCUGAAGAGAUGUUCGCCCACCACCUGCCUAAACCCUUGGUGACGGUGGACGUGCUUUCGGGUCCUGAUAACUUGGCUAAGGCCAAUAAGGAGCUUGGUCUCGCCCUUGACCAAGGGGAAAUCGAUUACCUUAUCGAUGCCUUCACUAAGGUGAUUGGUAGAAACCCCACCGACGUCGAAUUGUUCAUGUUCGCCCAGGUGAACUCCGAACACUGUCGCCACAAGAUUUUCAACGCUGACUGGACCAUCGACGGUGCCGCUAAGCCGUUGUCUCUUUUCAAGAUGAUCCGCAACACUCACGCCAAGAACCCGCAACACACGGUGCUGGCGUACCUGGAUAAUGCCGCCGUGUUUGACGGUCCCGAAGGGUUCGUGUGGGCUCCCAAGUUCGACCUGAAGCAAUGGCACCUGAUCAGGGAAACCGUGCAAACGUUGGUCAAAGUGGAAACCCAUAACCACCCCACUGCCGUGUCUCCUUUUGCUGGUGCUGCCACUGGUUCCGGUGGUGAAAUCAGAGACGAAGCCGCCGUCGGUCGCGGUUCCAAGACUAAAGCCGGUCUCGCUGGUUUCUCCGUUAGUGACUUGAACAUUCCUGGCUUUAAACAACCGUGGGAACGCGACGUCGGUAAGCCUAACCACAUUGCUCUGUCGCUUGACAUCAUGCUCGAAGCUCCCAUUGGUUCUGCUGCCUUCAACAACGAAUUUGGUCGUCCCGCUAUUAACGGUUACUGGCGGACAUUGACUACCGAAGUGACCAACGCUGAAGGUAAACAAGAGACUAGAGGGUUCCACAAGCCCAUCAUGUUGGCCGGUGGUAUGGGGGCCAUCCGUCCGCUGCUUGCCCUCAAGAACAAGCGCAUUACUCCCGGGGCUAAGCUUAUCGUUUUGGGCGGUCAGCUGAUGCUUAUUGGUCUCGGUGGUGGCGCCGCCUCGCUGGUUUCUUCUGGUGAAGGGCUGGCGGAACUCGAUUUCGCCUCGGUGCAACGUGGUAACCCUGAGCUUCAACGUAGAGCCCAGGAAGUGAUUUCCGCCUGUGUUGAGCUCGGCGCCGAAGAAAACCCCAUCCAGCUGAUCCACGAUGUCGGUGCCGGUGGUCUUUCCAACGCCCUCCCUGAAUUGGUCCACGAUAACGACUUGGGCGCCCAGUUCGAGCUCAGAGACAUCUUGUCGCUUGAACCGGGUAUGUCGCCGAUGGAGAUCUGGUGUAACGAAUCGCAAGAACGGUUUGUUCUUGGUGUCGCUCCUGAAGACCUCGACACCUUCAAGAAGAUGUGUGAGCGGGAACGGUGUCCCUUCGCCGUUGUCGGUACCGCUACCGAAGAGAAGAGACUCGUGCUUACCGAUUCGUUGCUUAAGCUGACUCCCAUUGACUUGGAAAUGCUGGUGCUCUUUGGUAAGCCGCCUAAGAUGCUGCGUACCGCUACCACUGCCAACUUACAGCUCCAACCGUUCUCUACCGACAAGCUUGAGAUCGCGGAGCUGGUGGAUCGGGUGAUGCAUUUGCCCGCUGUCGGUUCCAAGCUGUUCCUCAUCACUAUCGGUGACCGGUUCAUCACCGGUUUGGUCGACCGCGACCAGAUGGUUGGCCCGUGGCAAGUGCCCGUGGCUGACUGCGGGGUCACUGCCACCUCGCUCGGCCCUGAAAUCCUCCACACCGGUGAGGCGAUGGCGAUGGGCGAGAAGCCGACGUUGGCGCUUAUCCUGGCGGCGGCGCUGGCGAAGAUGGCCGUCGCCGAGUCGUUGUUCAACUUGUUGCUGGCGGACGUCACCAGCCUCGACGCCGUCAAGUUGUCGGCGAACUGGAUGCUGGCGGCGCUGCACCCUGGUGAAGGCGCUAAGCUCUACGAGGCCGUGGAAGCGUUGGGUAUGGACUUGUGCCCUGCUUUGGGCGUCGCCAUCCCCGUGGGUAAGGACUCGAUGUCGAUGAAGAUGAAGUGGGACGGCGGCGAAGUUACCGCUCCCCUUGCGCUUACCAUCACCGCAUUUGCCCCUGUGGCCGAUACCCGCCGCAACUGGACACCGCAAUUGCAGCGCCGCGACGACACCUUGUUGGUGUUGGUGGCGCCCACCAGCCACGCCCGCUUGGGUGGGCUGGCUUUGGCUCAAGUUUACGGUGCUGUUGGCAACGAUGCCCCCAACGUUGACGAUGCCCAAGCACUCAAGAACGUGUUGGAAGCGAUGAUUGCCCUCCACCAAACUGACCUUGUGCUCGCCUACCACGACCGUUCCGAAGGUGGUCUUUUCACCACCGUCGCCGAGAUGGCGUUCGCCGGGCGUUGUGGCGCUGAAGUUGAGGUCAACGACGAAGACGUGGUGGCGGCGCUUUUCAACGAAGAGCUCGGGGCUGUGUUUCAAGUGUCUGCUGCUGACUACGACAAGUUUGUCGCCCACUUCCACGCCCACAACGUCGCUCCCGAGGCCAUCAGAGUGGUGGGUAAGCCCGUGUUCGACACCCUGGUGGUGCGCGUCGUUCACAACGGCAACGACGUCUACGCCCUGCUGAGAGCCCAGCUCCAAGAACAGUGGGCCGAGACCUCGUACACCAUCCAGAAGUUGCGUGAUAACCCCACCACCAGCACCCAAGAAUUCGAAAACAUCGCCGACGACAAAGACCCCGGUAUCCUGUACCAAUUAACCUACGACCCCGUCGCCAACUUGAAACAAUUGCAACUGCUGCUGCUGCGCCCUAAGGUGGCGAUCUUGCGUGAACAGGGGGUGAACUCGCAACAGGAGAUGGCGUGGUGCUUCUCGCAAGCCGGGUUCGACGUUUAUGACGUCCACAUGAGCGACUUGUUGCUGGGCGCCGUGCUGCUCGACUCGUUUGUCGGGCUCGCCGCCUGCGGUGGGUUCUCGUUCGGUGACGUCUUAGGCGCCGGCGCCGGGUGGGCGAAGCUGGUGUUAUACAACGACCGUGCUCGCGCCGAAUUCGAGCGUUUCUUCCAACAACGUGAAGACACCUUCGCCUUUGGUGCCUGUAACGGGUGUCAAUUCCUCUCGCGGAUUGCUGAGUUAAUCCCCGGCACUGAGAACUGGCCCACGUUCGAACGCAACCUCAGUGAACAAUACGAGGCUCGUUUCGUCAUGGUGGAGGUUGACGCCGCGGCGCUGAACAACUCGAUCUUCCUCCAGCUGAUGAAGGGGCUGAAGCUCCCCAUCGCUGUUGCCCACGGCGAAGGGCGCGCCCACUGGGCGCUGGCGGACAAGCACGCCAACUUCGACCAGGCGGCGGUGCGCUACGUCGACAACUACGGCAACGUCACCCAGCAAUACCCGUUCAACCCCAACGGGCUGCCUGACGGCAUUGCCGGGAUCACCAACGCCAACGGGCGGGUGUUAGCUAUGAUGCCCCACCCGGAACGGGUGUGUCGCCUCGAGCUGAACUCGUGGUACCCCAAGGACCAGCUGGCGGCCUGGGAAGGCUACGGGCCCUGGAUCGAAUUGUUCAAGCUGGCCAGACAAUGGGUGGAAAGCCACCAGUAA
This is a messenger RNA of Diutina rugosa, 3975 nucleotides long. RefSeq names its product phosphoribosylformylglycinamidine synthase (gene ADE6). The record is from RefSeq and is a predicted model, not a curated record. The coding region runs from base 1 to 3975 and encodes 1324 amino acids. Gene Ontology annotation, biological process: 'de novo' IMP biosynthetic process. The transcript has a single exon. NCBI's taxonomy places the organism in Eukaryota, Fungi, Ascomycota, Pichiomycetes, Serinales, Debaryomycetaceae. Gene Ontology annotation, molecular function: phosphoribosylformylglycinamidine synthase activity.